AUGCACUCUAACAUCUUCAAGGACCGUCCCAAAUCGAAGGAAGUUCUUAAAGCCGUAUUUGAUAAUCGUCAGCUUAGCAAUUAUUUUCUUUCUUUCAUCUUUUACUUUCUGAAGCAUUUAUUACAAGUAACUGGGUUGAGUCCUUUUAAAAACAGCAUUAAAGAGCAUCAAUCUCGUCUCAUUUUUUAUAACCAUAUAGCUCGAUUGUUAUGGUGCCAAUCGAAAGCAGUAUCUAUUGCCUAUACUGAUGAAUUUCCGUCACCCCUUAGUGUACAAUAUAGACUAUGUGUUGGUCAUGAUUUAAAUGAACAACAAACCUUGGCGCGCGGUUGCAAAAGAGAACAUUUUAAGAAUUUAACACUAAUACGUCACAAAAUUACGGAGGAAUUGAGUUAUUAUACAUCAUUUUCGCAUUAUUUAAUUAUCACUACUGAAGAUGAUCUGAAACAUACCAAAGUCUUAAAUCGCUAUUAUCAGCUAUACAAAUGUCUGUGUUCAAAAAGUAAUGGCGAGUCAUCUGAAGACGAGUUAAUUCGACGAGCUAUACCAAUUACACCAAAUGUGGUGGAAAAAGUACUUAAUAACGUCGGUAAACAUCUUAGGCUUCACAGAAAAUAUCAUUUGAAGUACCAGAAUAACUUAGCUUCUAAUAUUGAUACUUCUAAUAUUGAUACUUCUAAUAGUGAUGCUUCUAAUGUUAAUACUUCUAAUAUUGGUGCUUCCAACGUUUCUGCUACUAAUGUCGGCGCUUCUGAGGAGAUUACUGGAAGUUUUGAAAAAAUCAAAAAAAUCUUCAAAAAAGAAUUCCCCAUUACCCCUUUCGAACUGUUUGUUGAUAAUAUGGAAUUCUACUUGAGAUAUGUUGAAAGCCAAUUUCCGAAUAAAGAAGAAAACAAAGAUUACUGGAUUUGGGCAAGUAUUGUACACUUAAUCUAUGCAUUUCGUCAUAUCGCCGAAGUUUCUUAUUUUAACGUAUUAAAUGGCAUACCAAAAUUGGGGCAACUUGAAAAUAGUAGAAAAACAACCAAAAAUUUAAUUAUAGACAAAUUUAAAGACUAUCUUCAUUUAAGUUAUGAAAUUGAUCCUUUAGAAUAUGAAACUUCUAUUAAAAUGUGUAUACAUCAUGUCGUUUCUCGAUAUUUUUAUGAUGCCUUUGAAGGUUUCAUUCAACAGAUUAUGCAAAAGUAUCUGGAUUGUAAUAUUUUUGACGUUUUUCAUAUAGAGAGUCAAUCGCCGCCAUGCUUUAAAGAUGUAAAUCGAGACUAUUUCAAAGAUUUCGAAAUCGUCGAUUUGAUCAAAUUAUUCACGUUUGAUAUUGAACCAGUCUACUUGGUAGAGGAUGAGGUAUCUCAAAUUUUAUUUGAUAUUUAUGAAAGAUGUCAGAGAUGGAUUUUAGAUAGCUACAAUUCCAUUUCUUAUAACUAUUUAAGUCCUCAAGCUAGUGGAUAUUUAUCGCAAAUAUCCUUUGAGAUUCUUACCAAUCCAGAUAAUUUAGACCCAGAAAUGCAAUUAAUUGAUUUUCACAGGCCCGAUCCACCACUCAAAAGAAUAGCAGGAAGCUAUCUCCAUUGCCCUAUGUGCUAUCUUGCGAUUUGGGCUAUAAACAAAGCCCCUUCGAUCAGUAAUGAGCAUAUCUAUGAGUCUGAUAAUAUCUUAAAUUCUGGUUGCAUAGGUUAUUUCUUUGAGAACAGGAACUGGCCUAGAUCAAUUUUAAAUAAUGAUGUGUUAGUUUUUCUCUUUUUAGGGAAGGAGACGUCUGAUUUAUUACUUGAUAAACAACGUGAAGAUGAAAAUAAAAGUAAUCAUUUACAGGUCAACCACAAUAAGUACAAAUUUAUUGAUGUUUUAUUAUAUUUGCUAACUCGUCCGCACACAACUAUUCAGAAAUUUCAAACGCAAUGGGCCAAAAUAAAACGAUUGAUACUUGUUGAACCGACCAAUUCUUGGGAUCCCAAGAGUUUUUAUUAUCAUCAUAUCUUAUUUGAAUUUAAUACAGUAGAUCAAUAUACAGAAGAAAGAUUUGCAAAACCUGGAUUAAAUCCACUGUUUAAUAGGCGUUCAGGAUUACGAACUGGUGACAUCCGAUCUUAUAUGCGGUGCUAUUAUUUUGACAAGUACGAUGCAUUGAUGAAUCAGUGUGAAGGACCUACAUUACAAGUGCAAUAUUCUAGGUAUAGCGACUACACCAAUCAAACACCUACACUCUAUGAAGAAGAUCAGAAUGAUGAUGAAUUGGCCAAAGCUUAG
This is a messenger RNA of Trichoplax adhaerens, 2247 nucleotides long. RefSeq lists its product as uncharacterized. NCBI's taxonomy places the organism in Eukaryota, Metazoa, Placozoa, Uniplacotomia, Trichoplacea, Trichoplacidae. Bases 1 to 2247 code for a protein of 748 amino acids. The transcript has 2 exons. The record is from RefSeq and is a predicted model, not a curated record.